AAGCUCUUGGGAUAAAACGAGUUGAUAUACACGGAACUGUGACAAAACAAAAUUGUAGCAUAAGGCGAGAAGGCAGUGAAUAGAAAGGAAAAGUGCAUCAUGGCCGUCCUUCCAUCUUUAUCAACCGAGACCUGGACGCUUCUCGUUUCAUUCUUAACUCUUCUGAUCCUGUAUGGCAUUUGGCCAUAUAGUUUCUUCAAAAAACUGGGAAUUCCUGGUCCUAGACCUCUGCCCUUUUUUGGGAAUUUCCUGGAAUUCAGAAAAGGUGUUCAUGUAUUUGAUUUGGAGUGUUUCUGCAAAUUUGGAAAAGUAUGGGGGGUUUUUGAGGGCAGGACACCUACACUGGCUAUCGUGGAUACUGCAAUUAUCAAAACUAUUAUGGUGAAGGAGUGCUAUUCUUUGUUCACUAACAGGAGAGAAGCAAAAAUGGUAGGACCAAUGUAUGAUGCUCUGUCAUUGGUAAAAGAUGAGAAAUGGAAAAGAAUACGCAGUGUGCUUUCACCAUCCUUUACCAGUGGACGCCUGAAAGAGGUUUUUCCGAUUGCAAAGCAGUGUGCUGACACUUUGGUUAUAAAUUUGCAUAAGAAAGACCGGAGUCAACCUGUCCAAAUUAAGGAUGUCAUUGGACCCUACAGCAUGGAUGUUGUUACCAGCGCCUCCUUCAGUGUCUCCAUUGACUCUCUCAACAACCCCGAUGACCCCUUUGUGACCAAUGUCAAGAAGAUGCUCAAUUUCAAUUUCUUCAACCCUAUUCUGCUUAUCAUAACUAUAUUUCCUUUCACUGCUACAUUGUUGGACAAGCUGAAUUUUAGCCUUUUCCCUCAGUCAGUGAUGACCUUUUUCUACGACUCCUUUCGCAAGAUAAAGGCAGAACGUAAACAAAAUAUUCCCAAUAAUCGAGUGGAUUUCUUGCAAUUGAUGAUGGAUUCACAACUUCCUGAGAAUAACUCAAGCAUAUAUGGAGAAAAGGAAGUUAUAAAAGGUCUAACAGACCAUGAGAUCCUGUCUCAGUCCCUGAUCUUUGUUUUUGGUGGUUAUGAGCCUACAAGUACAUCCCUCUCCUUCUUAGCGUACAAUCUUGCCACCAACCCUGAUGUCCAGAAGAAACUACAAAAAGAAAUUGAUGAAGUCUUCUCAAACAAGGCUCCUGUGACAUAUGAAGCACUCAUGAAGAUGGAAUACCUGGACAUGGUCAUCAGCGAGUCUCUCAGGCUGUUCCCUUCACCCCGUCUUGAGAGGAUGUGUAAGAAGACUGUUGAGAUUAAUGGGGUGACCAUCCCAGAGGGAAUCAUUGUUACGAUACCAGUGUAUGCUCUUCAUCACGAUCCUGAUCACUGGCCCGAACCUGAUGUCUUCAAGCCUGAAAGAUUUAGCAAAGCCAACAAGGAAAGCAUGGAUCCCUAUGCUUACUUGCCAUUUGGAACUGGACCUCGCAAUUGCAUUGGAAUGAGGUUUGCCCUAAUGGUUAUGAAACUGGCUGUUGUGCAGCUGCUUCAGAGCUUCAGUUUUGAAACCUGCAAGGAGACACAGGUCCCGGUUGAAUUGAAUGCUAUUUUUCAGCCAAAAAAACCUAUAACACUGAAGGUUGUCCCACGAACUCCAUCAAGUGCUGAUGAAGUGCAGGACUGGAGGUGAAUUAGAACAGAAGACAUUUUUAUCUGAAUUUUCCUUUGUUAAUCACAGAUAAAGUCCUUAAUGUGAUGUCACCUGAUACCAAGAUUCAAAUAAAUUUAUCAGAAAUACUUUUUAAAGUUACUCCUAAUCUAAGAAUAUAGAAAUUAAUAUUUACAUGCAUCCUUGCCGGUCUAGUUGAUGUGUCUAAAAAGACCUUCCUCCCCAAAAAGGAUGAUGAAUGAAGGAUGAUGAAGGUUUUUUUACAUUUCUUUGUUAAAUCUUAGAAGUCAAAUUUUCUCUUCAAUAAACCACGCUUUUCAAAAAA
Molecule: messenger RNA, 1939 nt
Organism: Lepisosteus oculatus (spotted gar)
Lineage: Eukaryota; Metazoa; Chordata; Actinopteri; Semionotiformes; Lepisosteidae
Product: cytochrome P450 3A40-like
Molecular function (GO): oxidoreductase activity, acting on paired donors, with incorporation or reduction of molecular oxygen, reduced flavin or flavoprotein as one donor, and incorporation of one atom of oxygen; steroid hydroxylase activity; heme binding
Source: RefSeq, a predicted model, not a curated record